AUGUGGUGGGGGAGGCAGAUCUUGAAUUACGGCCUGGUUUCCUCAGAGGCUUUCCGGAACAAGGACAAGGAGCUGGGAGGCCACCAGGAUGUCUGCAUGUCAGAAACCUGGUCACAGCAGCCGCCACCCCCCCAGCAGCCCUCACAUCAUGGGGCCACAGCUGCCCUUCCAGACCACCCCAUCCCACCCAGUGCGGUGACCGAGAAUCCUUUGGGCUGUGCCGUGUAUGGCAUCCUCCUGCAGCCAGAGCCCAGCGGGCUGCAGCACCCACCCCUCUCUGCCAGCGGUGGAGGGGAGGCCUCUCCCAAAUGUGGGGUUUGUGGACACGACCUGUCUCACCUCUCCAACCCCCAGGAGCACCAGUGCCUACAAGGUGGCCACGACCGCUCCUUCCAGUGCACUCAGUGCUUGAAGAUUUUUCAUCAAGCCACAGACCUCCUGGAGCAUCAGUGCCUGCAGGUGGAACAGAAGCCCUUCGUCUGUGGUGUCUGCAAGAUGGGCUUCUCUCUACUCACCUCGCUGGCCCAACACCACAGUGUCCAUAAUGGCAACACGGCCGUCAAGUGCUCCAUCUGCGAAAAGACCUACAAGGCGGCGGCGGCAGCAGCGGCAGCUCCCGAGGAACCUGCCCCGCCACAGCAGCCAGCGGCCCUCAACCGGGCCCCAGUGGAGAAGCCUUACAGCUGCUCCAUCUGCCAGAAGCCCUUCAAGCACCUCUCGGAGCUGUCACGACACGAGCGGGUGCACACUGGGGAGAAGCCCUACAAGUGCAGCCUGUGCGACAAGAGCUUCAGCCAGUCCUCGCACCUGGUACACCACAAGCGCACACAUAGUGCAGAACGGCCCUAUAAAUGCACCGUGUGUGAGAAGGCCUUCAAGCACCGCUCCCAUUUGGUGCGCCACAUGUACGCCCACUCAGGCGAGGCCCACCUCUUCCGCUGCAACGUCUGUGAGCUGCACUUCAAAGAGUCCUCGGAGCUGUUGCAGCACCCCUGCACGCCCAGCGGUGAGCGGCCCUUCCGCUGUGCGGCUUGCCACAAGGCCUUCCGGCGGCCCUCAGACCUCCGACAGCAUGAGCGGACCCACAGCACAGAGCGCCCCUUUCAGUGUGACCUUUGCCAGAUGAGCUUCAAGCAGCAGUAUGCGCUCAUGCGACACCGCCGCACUCACAAGGCUGUGGCCCCCGCCCCUUCUUCGGAGCAGGAGGCCGCCCCGCCGCCCUUCAAGUGCUCAUUGUGUGAGAAAGGCUUCGUUCAGCCAGCCCACCUGCUCUACCACCAGCACGUCCAUGGCAUUGAGAACCUCUUCAAGUGCAACGCCUGCCAGAAGGGCUUCAGCCAGUCCUCUGAGCUGCUGCGCCACCGCUGCGUGCAGAGUGCUGAGCGGCCUUUCAAGUGCACAGCCUGCAGCAAGGCCUACAAGCGGGCCUCCGCCUUGCAGAAGCACCAGCUGGCUUCGCACUGUGCCGAGAAGCCUCUCCGCUGUACCCUGUGCGAACGGCGCUUCUUCUCCUCCUCAGAGUUUGUGCAGCACCGCUGUGAUCCUGCCCGCGAACGGCCCCUGAAGUGCCCAGACUGCCAGAAGCGCUUCAAGUAUGCCUCUGACCUGCAGCGCCACCGUCGUGUCCACACGGGAGAAAAGCCGUACAAGUGCCCCUCCUGCGAGAAGGCCUUCAAGCAGCGGGAGCACCUGAACAAGCACCACGGGGUCCACACCCGGGAGCAGCACUACAAGUGCAUGUGGUGUGGCGAGCGCUUCCUGGACCUGGGCCUGCUGCAGGAGCACAGCGCACAACACACCUCCGCGGAAGGCACUUACACAGUGGCUCCCUGCCUGCCCUGAGCAGCCCCUCUGCCAAGCACAGCUCUCCUCUCCUUC
This is a messenger RNA of Protobothrops mucrosquamatus (brown spotted pit viper), 1878 nucleotides long. RefSeq names its product zinc finger protein 319 (gene ZNF319). The transcript has 3 exons. Bases 1 to 1842 code for a protein of 613 amino acids. NCBI's taxonomy places the organism in Eukaryota, Metazoa, Chordata, Lepidosauria, Squamata, Viperidae. The record is from RefSeq and is a predicted model, not a curated record.